GUUUGUUGAUAACCUGCCUGCCAGGAAAAUGUUUUGAUUUAGGAUUGAUUUUGGAAAUAUUUUGUAGAAAAUAACUUUAAAACGUGUUUAGAGUUUAUGUUUGUUUGUUUGUUUAUUUAUUAUUUUGGAAAACAUUUCGAUUUAUAUUUGUAUAAUGCUUUCAGACAUGCAGUCUUUCACAGCAUUCAUGGUGAGUAGUAAUAAUUAACAAUACAUGUUAAUUUUAAAGUCAUAAAUUGCACCCUAUGAAUAAUAAUGCACAAUGCAGAAACUGCGAUAUCUGGAGCUCUUAAAAAUCAACAAUGAAUCUCAAAAAUUGAAUGUGGAAAGUACCAGGUCAUAUAUUGAUGAUUUAUACUCCCAAGAUCCAAGCAAAUGUCUGUCAUCAAUAAUAUGCAUAAAGAACUCUGUUAUAGGUUCCAACCGUCAGAAAGAGAGUGUCAUUGCACAAGGAAUAGUACCCAGAUUGAUAUAUCUAUUGAGAGAUCAGAAAACAAAAGUUACUGUUCGCAUAGAGACAGCAGUUACCCUUGGAUCUCUAGCUAAGGGAACUGAUGAUCAUGUUGAAUUAUUGGUCAAUUCUGGGACUAUUCAAAUUUUGUUGGAUUUAUUAGAAGAAGAUGACCCAAGAUUGAUAGAUGCUUGUUUAUGUUGUCUACGUACUCUAUUGCACCAUUCAUCUGCAGCAGAUGUUAGAUACAACAUAAAACAUUUUCAAAAGCUUUUAACUUUUGCUGGUCCAAGUGAAAGUUUACAGAGACAGUCUUGUGUAGCUAGUAUACUGAAUUCUGUCUGUAGAAGUCCUGCUGAACAAAAUUUAUUAUGUUCUGUUGGUGCUCAUAGUAUUUUGGCACCUCUGCUUGCUACCCAGAAUCAUUCUGUGAGGAUAUCAGUGGUUGAAUGUUUAGCUACCAUGUCAUUCAACAAUACAGGUGUUGCUGGAGAAAUAAUAAACACGUUUUGCAAAGAUACUAAACUACCUAACUAUCUAGAAACAUUGACAUCUAGGGAUCAACCAGUUGACAUGCAACUUGGAGCAGCUAAAUGCCUUACCAAUCUACAUCGAGCUGGGGCUAUUCCAGCUUAUGAUCCUAUAGUGACCUAUAGAACCCUUCCAUGUCUUGUUAGACUCUGCCAAGUUGAACACUCAGAAGUUCAUAGAGCUGCAGCAGCCAAUACCUUAGCUAAUCUAACAGAAGUGGACAGUAAUUUACAGCAAAUAGCUGCUAUUAGUAAUCAACUUGUUAGUGCAUUGGUGAAUCUCUUGAAUUGUCCUAGUGUAGCAGCACGAGGGGCUGCUUUCAGGGCUUUUGCAUCUCUCGGAGCAAAUGACGAAGACAUUAGAAAACGAAUAAUAGACACAAAAUGUUUGAUGGAUCGAGUGGUCAGUGGUUUGGGUGAUGAGAAUAAAGAAAUUAGAUUGGCAGCAGUGAGAUGUCUUCAUUCUCUAAGUAGAUCUGUGCAGCAGUUGCGAACUACUUUUCAGGAUCACUCUGUUUGGCAUCCCUUAAUGGCCUUACUAACAGAUAAUCCAAGUACCGAGCUACUGACAGCCGCUUCCUCAGCCUUGUGCAACUUGCUACUCGAAUUUUCUCCUGCCAAAGAACCGAUGAUUCAACAAGGAGUUGUACAGUUACUAGCUACAAUUACUUCACAGCCAGAUCCUAGUCUCAGGUUGAAUGGUGUUUGGGCAUUGAUGAAUCUUGCUUUCCAAGCUGAGCAAAGACUAAAAUCUCAAAUUCUGACAACUCUAGGAACAGAUCAGAUAUUUAGGCUACUAGCAGAUCCUGACACAAAGGUCUUGAUGAAAACACUUGGUCUCCUUCGCAACCUAGUCUCCCCCCGAACACACACCGAUACCAUGAUGGCACUGCAUGGUCCCCAAGUGAUGCAGGGUGUUGUUCUAGUCCUAGAAGGCCCCCACUCACCCGAGGUGAAAGAGCAGGCGUUAUGCAUCCUCGGAAACAUCGCUGACGGCGAGCGCGCUCGCGACCAUAUCAUGUCGAACGAGGACGUGCUCAAAAAGCUGAUCGACUACAUGACCCAUCCGGCGCCCUGUCUGCAGGAGUCCGCGGUGUUCUGCAUCAACAAUUUGGCGAGGCGCGGGGAGCCCGGCGCCGUCGAACGCCAGACCAGGCUCAAGGACCUCGGAGUGGUGAACAUACUGCACCAGCUACUCAGCACGACCGACACCAUUCUGUUCAAUCGGGUGAAAGCAGCUUUGACCCAAUUCGCUGAUUGUUGUAGCUCUUGAAAUUCCCCUUUUAUGAUUCAUUGUGAUGUAUUGUAGACUGAAGAUUUAUUGAAACGAUACCCUUACUAGAGAUUUAUGUUACUAAUGAGAGUCCCACAUUUCCAAAAUGUACCUUGUUUGAAAUUAUUUUUGUGCUGUGUUUCAUUGCACACUAAUUAUAAAUGUUAUUCU
This is a messenger RNA of Phaedon cochleariae (mustard beetle), 2425 nucleotides long. The record is from the annotation of a GenBank genome assembly. Lineage: Eukaryota; Metazoa; Arthropoda; Insecta; Coleoptera; Chrysomelidae.